Protopterus annectens (West African lungfish) is the source of this 1391-nucleotide messenger RNA. Its product is annotated as C-C chemokine receptor type 4-like. Gene Ontology annotation, cellular component: membrane. The coding region runs from base 208 to 1239 and encodes 343 amino acids. Gene Ontology annotation, biological process: chemotaxis; G protein-coupled receptor signaling pathway; immune response. Lineage: Eukaryota; Metazoa; Chordata; Ceratodontiformes; Protopteridae. Gene Ontology annotation, molecular function: chemokine receptor activity. The record is from RefSeq and is a predicted model, not a curated record. The transcript has a single exon.
UAACUUUGCUUUGUGUUACCAGCAAAUUACCACAAUAUUCAGUAUUGUUUCCAGUAAUCUUACAAAUCAGUUACACUUCACUUGAUGUCUUAAUUCUGGCAGAAAAAAAAAUGAAACUAGUAAGACUUCUGCAUAUGCCGUGUGAAGAAAUGAAAGUACUGAGAAAAGAUUUCAUUCUUCAGAAGAGCCAUACAGCAAAACCUUGAAAUGCAAACUGACCCUGAUAUUCCUGACUAUGCCUACAGUGACCCCACUGAGAAACUUAUAUUUUUAUGUGACGACCAUGAUAUCAACAGAUUUGUGAUGAUCUUUGUACCGGCCACAUACUACUUAAUCUUCAUUUUAAGUCUCUUUGGGAAUGGAUUAAUACUGCUGGUCCUACUAAAAUACGAGCAUCUGAAAACUGUGACAAACAUAUUUAUUCUCAACCUGGUUCUCUCAGAUUUGCUAUUUACCACUUCAUUGCCUUUCUGGGCAGUGACUGAAUGGAUUUUUGGAAGUGCCCUAUGCAGAAUAAUGACGGGAAUUUACUUCACAGGAUUGAAUAGUUAUAUCAUAUUUCUUAUGCUGAUGACUGUAGAUCGAUAUUUGGCAAUAGUACAUACUAUCUCCACUGCUAAUGCUAGAAAAGUACGUUAUGCAGUUUUGCUAAGUGUGAUUGUCUGGACUGUAAGUGCAUUGGCUGCAGUCCCUGAGUCAGUUUAUUCAGAGAUUACAUUUGGCGAUGGAGUCAUCCAGUGUAAAGACAUGGACCAUCAGUCAGACUCUGCAGAAGUAUGGAAUCAUAUGGGUAUCUACCUAAACAUCAUGCUGUCCUUCAUCAUGCCAUUUGUUAUUGUUCUUUAUUGUUAUAGCAGGAUAAUAGUCAAAAUUAUUAGGAGCAAUAUUAUUGAAAAGCACAAGGCAGUGAAACACAUUUUUUUCUUAAUGGUGACAUUCUUUGUCAGCUAUGCACCAUAUAGCAUUUUUAUCUUUGUAAUGUCCAUUCAGCAACCGGAAGUAGCAACAGAAGUAAGCUGUGACUACACUCUUCAUUAUAUCUAUUAUAUAUUCCGCACUAUUGCUUACCUGCAUUGUUGUAUCAAUCCUAUAUUUUAUACUUUUCUGGGUACAAAGUUCAGACAACAUUUAUUAACUUUAUUUAAAAAUUGUUUUGUCUUUAUAUUGCCAUGCUGUCGACAGGUCUUCAGAAAUCAGACAAUUGGAAGCAAUCAUCAAUCCAUGAAUUAUGUUGUAUAAAUUAUGAUCACCUUCUUUAUAUGAUCAGUUUUCUCCUCUACCUAAUUUCAGAUUAUAUUAUCUCAAGAUAAUGAAAGCACAGAACAUUAAAUGAGAGUUCAGAAGUAUGCAGAAACUGAGCUAUUGUUUUAUUAUUUAUAAAAGAUUAGGAA